Messenger RNA from Ipomoea triloba (trilobed morning glory), 940 nucleotides. RefSeq names its product RNA-binding protein 7. The coding region runs from base 107 to 700 and encodes 197 amino acids. The transcript has 4 exons. The record is from RefSeq and is a predicted model, not a curated record. Gene Ontology annotation, molecular function: RNA binding. Lineage: Eukaryota; Viridiplantae; Streptophyta; Magnoliopsida; Solanales; Convolvulaceae.
GCGGUACUUAAGAUUUUUGGAUUUCAGGCAGAAUAAAAUCUAAAUCACCAUCACAAAUCCACGCCACAUUCUCUCUCUCAAUAGGAUUGUGGGAUAAAGGUCAACUAUGGCGGAGAACGCGAAUUGCACCGUGUACGUAGGUAAUUUGGAUGAGAGAGUAAGUGACAGGGUGUUGUAUGAUAUCCUUAUUCAAGCUGGUCGUGUGGUUGACUUGCAUGUUCCUCGUGAUAGGGAAACUGAUAAGCCAAAAGGCUAUGCCUUUGCCCUCUAUGAGACAGAGGAGAUAGCAGAGUAUGCUGUCAAACUCUUCUCUGGUCUGGUGACACUCUACAACAAAACACUGAAAUUUGCGAUUUCAGGGAGAGAUAAGCCGUCAAUGAACUCACCAAUGGAAACCCCUCCCGCAUUAAAUUCGUCUAUUAAACAAAGGCUUCACCCUGCCCCCCCUUAUGAUAAGGAAACUUCUCAAUAUUCUCCAAGAUUAUCUGCAUCAUGCCGGUUCUCAGAGCAACAAACAUAUUCUGCAAAAGUUUCCCCUGGUGUACCAUUACACCAGCGUAAUGGCUAUAGAUCACAUUAUGAAGGCAACAAAUAUGAUUACAGUCGACGAGUAUUUGGGGCAGCUUUGGAUAGUAUUACCCCUUCUAGGUUGGGCCGUUAUAAUGGUCGUAACUCAAACAGUUAUUAUUCUCCUUACUAAUUGUCCUUAAAAUUGGUAGAGAGCAGCUCUAACUUAUCCUGUACUAGUAGUGUAAUUGAUGUGGAAUUAAGGGGAACGUAGUAUCAGCUGGCAUGCAUUUAGCUUUUCUUGCUUUUAAUAUUGUAACAUAUUUGUUGUCUGGUUUGUGCUUUGUUGUUCAGUCUCUUAGAAGAAUAUUGUUUUCCAUGGUAUUAUACUUUUAAAACUUACGAUUUAUCUAAAAUGUUUAUUCUUCAAGAA